Molecule: messenger RNA, 333 nt
Organism: Glarea lozoyensis ATCC 20868
Lineage: Eukaryota; Fungi; Ascomycota; Leotiomycetes; Helotiales; Helotiaceae
Exons: 3
Coding region: 1-333 (110 amino acids)
Source: RefSeq, a predicted model, not a curated record
AUGCAGUUCACAUCCACCGUCCUCGUUGCUCUCCUCACCUCUCUCACCCUCGCCGCCCCCCAAAAGAACUCCAAACUCAAUCAAUACGCCACCAUCGAUGACUGCAACAACGACCGAAACAUCCUCUUCCACGCCUCUCCCUCCGAGGGUUCCUGCCACGGCGUCGAUGGCAAAACAGGCGCGUUGUAUUUAGUCACUGGUGAUGGCGCUGCGGGUGCUUAUUUUGUUUCGAAAACCACGGGGGAUUGUAAGGGGGAUGGGCCGACGCUUGCGCAGGGGACUUGUAUUUCUCCGAAUGGAGCGGGGAGUAUUGAGUUUGUGAGACCUAUUUAG